AUGGCCUUUGGUAACCUCUUUCAAGCCCUCCGCGGCAAGCCUUCCAGCUCCAACGGCCGCAAAGUCCGACGCCGCCGCCCGCGGAAGGACGAAUCGUUCCUGCACCUUGAAAGCGACGACGAAGAUAACGGGCAGUCGUACGAAAUGACCACGUACCGAACGACGUACACGAGCCCCAAUACCCUGUCGUACUGCUCUCCUGCGGUCCUUCACCCCAAGAUUACGGUGACCGACUGGAACGAUAAUCGGAAGGACGAGGUGUGGGGCUGCACAUUUGACUAUCUGUCACUCUUCCCGCCACAGCUCAUUAACCCCCACACCCGCGCGCUAAAUCAAACUGAAGCACAGUGGCGACGCCUGCACGACGCGCUGUCCGUCGUCGCGCGGGAGCUGAUGAGCUGGCAGAGCGCACUACUAACGGGCACGGCUUACGAGCACAAUGUACGUCGCUACCCGUCAGCUCACCCAGCCAGCACUCUCCCGACCGACCGAGAAAUACAGGUCCUCAUCCGCGCCAUCCUCUGGUUCCGCGGCUGUGUGGACGCUAUCCACCGGUGGGACGCCACGCUCCUCGCUCCCCACGUCCUCCCCACCUUCAUGAGCCGCCUGCAGCGAAACGGACCCGACCGCGAGUCGGACCGCAUCCUUAAGUUGGCCGGGGAACGCCUCCUCCACGUGACUCUGUUUGUCGAACGCUUCGCAUGGUUUGUCGACCACAAGUGGCCGCCCUCAACUUACCGCCGCCCUACUCUCGCGUCUGCCUUCAAGGAGAUGCAGCGCUGCGCAGCCACCGCCACGUCUCCGUUCCAGGACCAGCUCUGGGCAGUACGUGGGGUGCAAAUCUUGAAGUAG
Messenger RNA from Vanrija pseudolonga, 852 nucleotides. RefSeq lists its product as uncharacterized. Lineage: Eukaryota; Fungi; Basidiomycota; Tremellomycetes; Trichosporonales; Trichosporonaceae. Bases 1 to 852 code for a protein of 283 amino acids. The record is from RefSeq and is a predicted model, not a curated record. The transcript has a single exon.